UUAUCAAACGUUUUCAGACGUGAGAGGAGAUCCUCUCGGCUAUCAGCUGUCAAAAUUCAUUGCUGUCUUAACGACAAACAAAACCGUAAAAUAUUUCAGGUAAUGAUAACGCGACCUUGAAAAUUAUAAUAAGGUAAAACCGGACGGCAGUGGGAGUUGAAUACUCCAUAAAAAGACUGACUCUUGACUGAGGAAGUACCCAGUGAUAAGACAGUGCUAAACCACUCCAGAACGGUCUUCAGAUUAAAUCGGACACUCGUGUCAAAUUCGACCGCGAGGUGGUCCAUAAUCACACGCGCGAGACGCGCACAAUUGUUGUUGUUUACUCCCAACAAAAAUUUGAAACUCCAAUUUUUAAUUACCAUUUGUGAAAGACUGGAAGCCCUUUGAGAACUUUCCAAUGAAAUUUCUCAGUUGAAUAAUUCUGGAACAGAAAUCGAUCUUUCAAAUAUUGACAUCCAUUGUGGCGAAAACCUCAUCAACAGUUAAAUCAUCACCCGAAUCAUCCGAACCAUCUAAAGAUCAUCUGGAUUUUAGGAAUAAUGAUUUUAAAUCAAAAGUACAGAUUUAUCUUUCUCCUGACAAUCAUCACGGUUAUUGCUGUGGCAUCAGGUCAGUCCGGGGAUUACAAUGAAGACCAGUACGAGCCCUCUGUCCCUGACAAUUAUCCCUGCACUGGAACUAACUUCAUGUGGUACUGCCAGUACUGCCAAUGUCGGGAUGGCGUCGUUGGCGGAUGUACGAGGAACAUCUGUCCUACUGGAAUAUGGAGAAGUAAUGGAACUCUGAUCCAUGAAAAUAGUAUUCUAAACGCAUUCAUCCUGGCUAAGAUGUUAUCGAAACCAAUCCCAUAAUUUACUGAAUCGAUACCAAAGAUAUUCUAACAAACUAGUCUUAAAAAAUUAAUUUUAUUAUAUUAUAUAAACUAUUUACGCAUUCAUUCGAAGUUUUUAAAUUGACCGAUCAAAUUAUGAGAAAAAAAUCAUCUGAACUUUGUACAUUUUUGUUUAUCAUGAUUAUAUUCCUAUUAUGUGCCAUACGAUGUCCAAAAAUAUUGCUCACUCUAAUUAAAUAAUAUUUGAUUGACUAAAAUACUUGUGCUUAUUCAUAAUAAUUACAUUUAUAUUAAAUCAAUCA
Molecule: messenger RNA, 1137 nt
Organism: Diachasmimorpha longicaudata
Lineage: Eukaryota; Metazoa; Arthropoda; Insecta; Hymenoptera; Braconidae
Product: pacifastin-like protease inhibitor cvp4
Exons: 3
Coding region: 543-854 (103 amino acids)
Source: RefSeq, a predicted model, not a curated record